Ziziphus jujuba (common jujube) is the source of this 1672-nucleotide messenger RNA. RefSeq names its product heavy metal-associated isoprenylated plant protein 36. Gene Ontology annotation, molecular function: metal ion binding. Lineage: Eukaryota; Viridiplantae; Streptophyta; Magnoliopsida; Rosales; Rhamnaceae. The transcript has 3 exons. The coding region runs from base 198 to 1334 and encodes 378 amino acids. The record is from RefSeq and is a predicted model, not a curated record.
AUUAACAUUGUUUCUGAGACCCACUUGACCCUACUUGACCCUAUUUGAUUUUCUCUCUCUCUCUCUCUCUCUCUUUUUCUCUCUCAUUAUAAAAACCUCGCUUCAGUCUGAAGCAUUAAUUUGCAGAGUUAGCACACUCAUUGCGAUCUCUCCUUCCCCACUCACUCUAACACAACCUUCUCUUUCCUCUUUUUCCGAUGGCAACAGCAACACCUGAGACCAAAACAGAAUCUAAAGUAGAAGCUAAAUCCCAAACUAAAGAAGUUGAAGAAAUCAAUUCCCAACCUCUCAAAUACAAGACAUGGGUUUUGAAAGUCUCUAUUCACUGUGAAGGUUGCAAAAGGAAAGUCAAAAAAGUAUUACAGAACAUCGACGGGGUUUACACAACGAAUAUUGAUUUGAAACAACAAAAAGUUACAGUAACAGGGGAUGUAGACGCAGAGACUUUGAUCAAGAAAUUGGUGAAAUCAGGGAAACAUGCAGAGCGAUGGCCUGAAAAAGCAGAGUCAAAAGGGAAAAAGAAAAACAAAGGGAAAAACAAAGAGAAACAGAGCGAUAUAGAAAGCUCCGAGGAAUGCAAUCAUGGCGAUGAUAAAGAAAAACAGACUGGGAAAGUUGAUGUUGUUCAAGUUCAUGACUCUGCUAAGAACAAUGAAGGUGGUAGUACGGGGAAAAACGGUGAUGGAGGUAAUGUUAACAAAGCCACUAGUGAAGGUGGUCAACCGGGAAAGCAAAGUAAUGGUGGAGGACAUGUCAAGGAAUCAAAAUCCGAAGUAAAGACGGUGACUAUACCGGCCAGUAGCCAGUCAGCGGUGGUUGAGAAAAAGACCGUCGUUGAAAUCGAAGGUGGGACGGAGAGUGGCAGUGGAGGCGGUGCUCAAGGUAGUGGUGGCAGUGGAGGUAAAAAGAAGAAAAAGAAGGGGCAAAAAGGGAACAACAAUGGCAAUGAGGUUGAGCAGAAUAUUGAAGGUGCGGCGCCGGGCACUGGAUCACCAACCCAUGCUCAUGGUCCUUCUAGCUCAGGCCCUGGUCAAAAUCCAGUGUCAGCCAAUCACACACUUCCACGUCAGCAUGAGUAUCAAUACCCUAUGCAGCAUUAUCAUGCACCCCCAGUAUACGUGGUGGGUUACAAUACGACGCACCCCGCCAGUAGCUAUACUACAUCGUAUUAUACCUCGCCAUCGCCUUAUUCGUAUUCGUAUGCAUCCGCGCAUCACGGUCCGGGAUCUGAGACGGAACCAUCAGCGUACUAUGUAGAAUCGUAUUCAUCACCGCCGUCUGAUUCUUUUGAGUUAUUUAGUGAUGAGAAUCCAAAUGGGUGCUCUAUUAUGUAAGCAAGAAAUUUGGGGCAAAUUGACCACAUUGACCUUCCGAGUGUAGUGAUGCUUAUACGGCUUGUAUAAGUUAUAUAAGUGGGGGUAUAAUUUUGUGAUGGAUGUACAAAAUGGAGAGAUUAUGUAGUUUGAAUUAGGGGGAAAAAUAAUAUGGGGGGUUUUAGGCAUUAGGGGGGUCUUGGAUGUCUUUUUAAAGUUGGUAUUUGUGCUUUAGUUUUGUUUAGUACUUCUUCACUCUUUUGAGGUUGGUUUAUAAAGUAACUAGCCUUGUAAUGUUUGGUUGUCCUUAGCCCCCACCCCACCACGUUUACUCUCUCUCUCUCUCUCUCUCUCUCCUC